Molecule: messenger RNA, 384 nt
Organism: Trichoderma reesei QM6a
Lineage: Eukaryota; Fungi; Ascomycota; Sordariomycetes; Hypocreales; Hypocreaceae
Exons: 2
Coding region: 1-384 (127 amino acids)
Biological process (GO): epoxide metabolic process
Molecular function (GO): epoxide hydrolase activity
Source: RefSeq, a predicted model, not a curated record
AUGACUAAUGUUGUUUUUGGUAGGAUCGGCGAGAAGUUCCUUGCCUGGACCGAUGAGGAUCCCCCUCUUGAUGAGGUUUUGGCCUCAGUCACGCUAUACUGGCUGACUGAGACCUUCCCACGAUCUAUAUAUCCAUACCGACAGUUGUUUACGCCCGGCAUCAUCGGGGCUCAUGAGAACCCUCAGUGGCACAUCAACAAGCCCUUUGGAUACUCUUUUUUCCCAAAGGAGCUUGCACCGAUUCCCCGGGCUUGGGUUGAAACAACUGGAAACCUGAAUAUCUACCGUCAGCAUGAGAGUGGUGGCCAUUUUGCCGCCAUGGAGAAGUCAGAAGACUUGCUUGCUGACGUUGAGGAGUUUCUUGGCCUGGUGUGGGAGAAUUGA